Molecule: messenger RNA, 2985 nt
Organism: Hipposideros armiger (great roundleaf bat)
Lineage: Eukaryota; Metazoa; Chordata; Mammalia; Chiroptera; Hipposideridae
Gene: NIPA2
Product: NIPA magnesium transporter 2
Exons: 6
Coding region: 387-1469 (360 amino acids)
Biological process (GO): magnesium ion transport
Cellular component (GO): membrane
Molecular function (GO): magnesium ion transmembrane transporter activity
Source: RefSeq, a predicted model, not a curated record
UGCCGCGCUGAGCGUGCGCGCGCUGCCUCUUGCGUCACUCGGCCGUGCCCAGGCUCUUCUCGACAGCGGUCCUUAAUACCUGCGGCCGCGGUGUCCGGAGGUCGUCCGGGCCGAGUACCCUCGGAGCUCUCCAUGGAGGAGACGGUGCGCACGGCUGCAGCCCCGGAUGCUCUCACUUCCCACUGGACAGCGACGAAGGCGCUGGCCGCGCGAGCACAGGAAGGAGCGGCUGGUGCGGCCUGAGUGAGGGCGUAAGCGGAGGUGACCGGAGCCGGACCGCCAGCUGCGGUUUAAAGACUGCAUCGCAUCAUCCUGCCUCCAGCACUGGCAGUUUCUCUAUCCCGUGGUCAAUGUGAUUCACAGGGACUUCUUAAGUAACAAACGAAAUGAGCCAAGGGCGUGGAAAAUAUGACUUUUAUAUUGGUCUGGGAUUGGCUAUGAGCUCCAGCAUUUUCAUUGGAGGCAGUUUCAUUUUGAAAAAAAAAGGCCUCCUGCGACUUGCCAGGAAGGGCUCAAUGCGAGCAGGUCAAGGUGGCCAUGCAUACCUUAAAGAAUGGUUGUGGUGGGCAGGACUGCUGUCAAUGGGCGCUGGUGAGGUGGCCAACUUUGCUGCGUAUGCCUUUGCACCAGCCACCCUAGUGACUCCACUCGGAGCUCUCAGCGUCCUAGUGAGUGCCAUUCUUUCUUCAUACUUUCUAAGUGAAAGACUUAAUCUUCACGGGAAGAUUGGAUGUUUGCUGAGUGUUCUGGGAUCUACAGUUAUGGUCAUUCAUGCACCAAAGGAGGAGGAGAUUGAGACUUUGAACGAAAUGUCGCACAAGCUUGGGGAUCCAGGUUUUGUGGUGUUUGCGACACUCGUCGUCAUUGUGUCUUUGAUACUAAUCUUCGUGGUGGGACCUCGCCACGGACAGACGAACAUCCUUGUGUACAUAACAGUCUGCUCUGUGAUCGGGGCGUUGUCAGUCUCCUGCGUGAAGGGCCUGGGCAUUGCUCUCAAGGAGCUGUUUGCUGGCAAGCCUGUGCUACGCCAGCCCCUGGCCUGGGGCCUGCUGCUGGGCCUCGUGGUCUGUGUGAGCACACAGAUUAACUACCUUAACCGGGCGCUGGACAUAUUCAACACUUCCAUUGUGACUCCCAUAUAUUACGUCUUCUUUACAACAUCUGUUUUAACGUGCUCAGCUAUUCUCUUUAAGGAGUGGCAAGACAUGCCUGUUGAUGACAUCAUCGGUACUCUGAGUGGCUUCUUUACAAUCAUUGUGGGGAUAUUCUUGUUGCAUGCCUUCAAAGACGUCAGCUUUAGUCUAGCAAGUCUGCCUCUGUCUUUUCGAAAAGAUGAAAAAGCAAUGAAUGGCAAUCUCACCAAUAUGUAUGAAGUUCUUAAUAAUAAUGAAGAAAGUUUAACCUGUGGAAUUGAACAGCACACUGGUGAAAAUAUCUCCCGAAGAAAUGGAAAUCUGACAGCUUUUUAAGAAAGGUAAUUCAAAGGUAAAUCUAUAAUUGUUGUAAGUGAAUUUGAAUAUCACAAUGUGUCUGAAAAAGCACUCUUCUCAAAUAAUGUUCUCUAGAGACAAUCUUUUGUAAAAUUGGACCAAGAAGUUACUUUUCUUAUAUUUAAAUGAUGGUAGCUCACUAAAAUGACCUCAGUACCUGGCCAAUUUUUGUUAACAUUGUAUUAUUGUAGCAGUAUUUAAAUUUUUCCUUCACCAAAAUCUAAAUGCACUAAUGACAGUUUUAAGUCUAUGAAAAUGCUUUAUUUUUUCAUUGAUGAUGAAAGUCUGAAAUGCACAUCUGUCAUCCCCACUCCAUCAGUCCCUCACCAUUUUAAGGCUUUUUGGUUUAGAAAAGAACAAAAUCACCCCAAUACAUUAUCCUGUGAUUUACCUUAAAAACAAAAUUGACUUCUGUUUGAGAAAUUAUUUUAAUUUUGAAAUGUUAAAGAGAAUCCUAAGUUAUUAAAUGAAGGAAGCUAAUUUACAAAACAAAGGGUAGGAAAUCAGCCCUCAGAAAUAUUUCUCAGGCUGUGACAUGUUCCUGCACACCUUCCUACAUGGCACUUUGUGAAACCAGUACAUCCUGUGCCUGUCAGGCUGCCUGGCCAGUUUUAUUCUUCCGUUUAAUCCCCUGAUACCUGGAAGAUUACCAUUUUACAUCAGCUCUUGUACUUUUCAAUAUAUUUUCAUAAUGAGUUUUAUUGUCAUUUAGAUCUUCUAACAACUCUGGGAAAUAAAGUCAAAAGAUUAGGGUAAUUUUUUAAAUUUAGCUCCUGUUAUAAUAAAGACAAAUUGAAACAAAGUUCUUUCUAAGUCUGAAUGCUUAGAACAAACUUAAGAUAUUUGUUUGAAAAUCUGGUUUCUUUGUAUUAAGUAUUUUACUUUGCUUGAGAGUUCGUUUGGACCACUAUAUAUUUCAGUCUUUUAAAAACAUCAAUGAAAACUGUUUACAGAAAAUUUCAAACAUAUGCAAAAAAGGUGGAAUAGUAUAAUGAAUUCCAUCCAGCUUGAAAACCUGUCAUCAUAGCAAUUAAUUGGCCUUAAAAAAAGGUGACAGUGUCCACCUGGGUAAAGGAGACGGACACGGGCUUGUGCCCACUCUGGUGACUCUGCUGUGUAACCAGCUACCGCUGGCGCCCCACUGUCCUUGCUGGGGGUGGGGAGUGCGAGAGCGUCUGGUGGUGAUGGCACCAACACCCCACAAGCGCUCCAUUUAUCAGGGAAGAGUUGACCGUGUCCAAGUUUCAUGAAGGAACUCCCCUUUUCCAAACAUUUUAUUGCCCUCUAGGGAGCCUUUUUAGACAUUAUUUUUCCCUACUGGCCUCCCCCCAUAUAAUUUUAAUAACACAGAUACACUGUAUAUUUGUUUAUGUACUGUAUAUGUGUAAUGCUUUGUACGUAGUAGAGAGAACCAGUUUUCACCCCCUUGGGUGGGACAUUGCCCUCAUUGAGAAUGCAAAGGUUAAUAAUAAAUUCUUAAUUAUUUAACAUCUUA